AUGGCGGAACAGCUAGUUCUACGGGGCACAAUGAGGGCUCACACCGACUGGGUGACAGCCAUUGCCACUCCGAUUGACAAUCCUGAUAUGAUCGUGUCAUCGUCACGUGAUAAGUCCAUCAUCGUGUGGACUCUAACCAAGGAGGACCGGAAUUAUGGCGUCGCCCGCCGCCGCCUCACCGGCCACUCACACUUCGUACAGGAUGUGGUCCUAUCAUCCGAUGGGAUGUUCGCUUUGUCCGGUUCGUGGGACGGCGAGCUCCGCCUCUGGGACCUCCAGACCGGAGCCACCACUCGCCGAUUCGUUGGACACACCAAGGAUGUUCUGUCGGUUGCCUUCUCAAUUGAUAACCGUCAGAUCGUGUCGGCUUCUCGUGACAAGACGAUCAAGCUAUGGAAUACCCUCGGAGAGUGCAAGUACACGAUUCAGGACCAGGAUGGCCAUUCCGACUGGGUUUCUUGCGUCCGGUUCUCCCCCAAUACUCAACCUACUAUUGUGUCCGGGUCGUGGGACCGCACCGUGAAAAUCUGGAAUCUCACAAACUGCAAGCUGAAGGCCACUUUGACUGGGCAUUCAGCCAACGUGAACACUGUAGCCGUGUCCCCUGAUGGGUCCUUGUGCGCGAGUGGUGGAAAAGAUAGUGUGAUUUUACUGUGGGAUUUGUCUGAGGGGAAGAGGCUGUACUCAUUGGAUGCAAGUUCAGUUAUUCAUUCACUUUGCUUCAGCCCUAACAGGUACUGGCUCUGUGCAGCUACUGAGUCCGGCAUCAAGGUUUGGGACCUGGAGAGCAAGAGUGUGGUCAUGGAUCUCAAGGUGGAUUUGAAGCAGGAGAGUGAGAUGGCUUCUGAAGACACUACACAUGCCACUAAAAACAAGAUCAUAUACUGCACCAGUCUCAGCUGGAGUGCCGAUGGAAGCACCCUUUUUAGCGGUUACACUGAUGGUGUCAUUAGAGUUUGGGGUAUUGGACGCUACUAG
Fraxinus pennsylvanica is the source of this 978-nucleotide messenger RNA. Lineage: Eukaryota; Viridiplantae; Streptophyta; Magnoliopsida; Lamiales; Oleaceae. The record is from the annotation of a GenBank genome assembly.